Molecule: messenger RNA, 3102 nt
Organism: Salvelinus namaycush (lake trout)
Lineage: Eukaryota; Metazoa; Chordata; Actinopteri; Salmoniformes; Salmonidae
Product: acyl-CoA-binding domain-containing protein 5-like
Exons: 10
Coding region: 843-1886 (347 amino acids)
Biological process (GO): fatty acid metabolic process; autophagy of peroxisome
Cellular component (GO): peroxisome
Molecular function (GO): fatty-acyl-CoA binding
Source: RefSeq, a predicted model, not a curated record
GUUCAUUAGCGCACACUGUAGCAAAAUGUUUUGUAACAGAAAACCUGAAAAUGAGUGUUUCUUUUUGGACAUGUUCAGAUAGUAUAGAACCUCCCCGCUUCACUCCGUUUUGGAGCGCUUUCUUCCAUUUUGUGCCUACUGAACACGACCCUGGUGACCCUGGUGAAGGGUGUUGUUCUAGCAAUAGGUUAUCAAAUCAGAUGAAAGAGAAUUUACCGCAUGUUAUAAAAAUAAAAAUACUGCAUGCCUUCAGUACUGAGACAUGUACGAGAUAUGCCAGCAUACAGCAAGAGCACUUCUGAAAGCUCUGCUUAGGGAAGCAACCCUUUGAAAUGUUGAUAAGAUAGCAGAAGAAUGGCACAGCGAGGAGAAGACAAAUGAAAAGUCGAAAAAUGGGUCGUGUUUUUGCUUCAAGGUAAAAGUUUUCGCGAUUAAGGAAUAUUACUGAAUCAUUUGAACUGGGAUAUUAUGGAUAUGCUUAAGCCACAAAGCAGAAUAACCAUAUUUAUUCUAUAUUGCAUGGAAUAUGAGUCAUUCAAUCAAACUACCCACUGCAAAAUGUGUAAUAUACCAUAUUACCAUCUUAUUGCUGCACAAUAACAGAUUUAUUAGCCAUAAAAAUGCAUUUCAACUGUUAAAACCUGCUAAUUUUUGUUUGCUGUAUGAUCAGACCAAAUUCUGAGAGAUUUUAUUUCAAAUAUCUGAUACUGUGUUUACAAUAGUUCCCAGAGUUCUUCCUGGUUAUCUCAAGGCCCUAUGUAAUGCAUAUCUUGCAUGGAUCCAUGGAUUCAUAAUGAAAUCCCAACUCUGAGAAAAAGGACGCAUGGAACUCACUGGGGAAUAUGUCAAAGGAGGAAGCCAUGCAAGCGUACGUCAAUGACAUUCAGCUGAUUCUGGAGACUCUUCCAGUCACAGAGGAGGUGUCUGAUCUGCUGGAGGCUCUUGGGGGGUAUUUCUUCGAAGAAGUGGAGGGAGGAGUGGAGGAAGAGAAGGAGGAGGACAAGAGGGCCUACAGCAGGCCUUUCGCAGCAGCUGCAGAGAGGAAGUCCCCAGGCCCUGACAUGAAUCUGCUCAGGGUGAAGGACCGCAGGUGGAGGUCAGAGGUCAGCUCGUCCAACGGCAGUGUGGAGCCCAGCGUCUCCUCCAUGACCAACGGGACACAGAGCUCCCUCAACAGUGAGGUGGAGGAAGAGGAACUGGCCUACUCCAAAGAUCCCCUACCGGAGAACCGCUACAGGCAUCUGAACAGACACCUCGGUGAGCGUCUUCGAGUCAACGACUCGGACAAUGAGGAAUUCUGUGACUCAAUGGAACAUUUAGCCAUGGAGGAGGAAUCGGGAAUACCCAGGGUACACUCCUCCGGGACAAGGGCAAGUCAAGCUAAGAGGAGGAGUCUUCAGGGAGAGAACCUGGAUGAGGACCUGAGUCUCCAGGAAGACUCCCCUCACAGGGAGGGGCUUCAUACAGAACGACGUGACAGUUGCUGGUCAAUGAGUGGAAUAGGUUCCAGGUCAUCGGGGCUAGGUUGCGGGUCACAGCUUUUUACCAGUGGAAAUGCUGCAGAGGGCUGGGUUAUGCAGAACAGGACUGAGGCUGUUGCCAGUGGUAACCUUAAUGAGCACAUCGCCAUGGCGCUAACCAGGCUGCAGGAGGACAUGGCUAACGUGCUUCAGAGGCUUAACACUCUGGAGGCCCUGACCACAUUACAGACUAGAUCACUUUCUCAGGCUAGACAAGAUGGCUCCUUAUCCCUAGCAAGAAAGAGUCCUUCGUGGUGGCCUUUGCACCUGUCUCCUACCACCGUGGUGUUUGCUACAGUCUGGCCUUUGAUUUCUCAUUGGCUGGUUCAUAUUUACCUCCAACGAAAGAGGAAAAAGAUAAGCUGAGGAUCGAGUGGGUUAUUCAAGCAAGCCAAACUCGAGGGAGAAUUGCCUCUACUUUUUGUAUAGAAAUUGUACUUUUCAUUUAAAUUCUCUAAAUGUCACUGUUUGGCACUGGACACCAGCUGUAAUUGUACAGAGAGGUGAUUUGUAAUACAUAAUUCACAAUUUAUGUUUUAUUUAAACAUCGUCUGGAUUUACAGGCACAAUACAAGGUUUGUUUACCAUGUGAAAAAAUGUGUAAUAUUAUUUUGAUACCCCACUAAUGCCAUACAAUAUUGCAACUUCGUGGAUCGGUUUCCCGGAUUCCUAUUGGACUAAAAAUCACUUUCAAUGCUUUCAAUGGGUUUUCUCCAUUGAAGUCCAAGAGAUAGGCUCUUAUAGGUUCAUAUGUUCUUAACACAUGACAUAGUGAACCACUAACUUGCUUGAUCAUUUGCUCUAAUUUAAAACAGGGUUCAGCGCAAUAUAUAUUACCCCUUUGUCACCUAGAAUUACAUUAUGGUCCCGUUUCUCGAAAAUAGGUAAUACAUGAAUGUUUGUCAUAUGUAUACACAUAAAGAUAGUGUACAUUGGCCUCAAAAAACAAAACAUCACAAGUUUUACAUGGCACUGCCUGAGGGGGAUCAAGACAUAAUAGAUAUAUUGAUGUGGUGUUGAGGUCCAUGAACAUAACUAGAUUUUAUACAGUAUUUAUUAACCAUAUUAUAGUACAUACGUAAGCAUACUCCUACUUGACAUUGAUCAAUAACCUUCAACUAACCACUAAUGGAUUAUAUAUUAAUAUUUUAUUUGCAAUAUACGUAAAUAUUUCAGAAUGUUUAGCAAAGAAAUCCCAGAAGAACAUUCGACUUUUAUUAAUACAGAGGGAUGAGGAAGGUUUCUGUGUGGAUCAAAGGCUGAACAUUAUUGUACAAUAUCUGCUGUCUAUUAUCAUUUGCAAUGAGCCCAAAUCAUACACUUCCAGAAAGAAAUCCUUUAGGGUUUGUAGGAAUGUUAUAUUUUCCUAAUCUUAUGUAGAGAUUGUAGGUUUUUUUCUUCCUGUGAACACAUUGUGUAAUUUAUGAGAAAUUAAUGAUAGAAAACAACAUUAUAGUGCAAAAUGUUGUAUUUGUAGCAUUUAAUUUUACUACAAGAAUGUAUCUAAGUAGCCAAUUGAUGAUUAUACAAUUAUAACCAGAGAUGCACAUGCUAGUUGCAAUAAAGCCUUGUUCACACUGCA